AUGAACAUACCUCAAAUAUUGUUUGUUCUGGGCGGACCCGGUUGUGGUAAAGGCACAUGGUGCAAACGCAUAGCGGAAAACUACAGCGUGUUUCACUUGAGUGCGGGCGACUGUCUGCGCGAAGAGCAAAAACGAGAGAACAGCGAGUAUAAGGAACUGAUCGAAUCUUACAUCGUGAAGGGCGCAAUCGUGCCAUCUUACAUCACAAACGCGUUGGUGAUGAGGAAAAUUCGCUCGCUGGGCUUGCAAAAUGUGUACUUGUUGGAUGGCUUUCCGCGCAACAUGGAAAACUACGAGUCGUUCAUGAAGGAGUACAAGAGUGAAGGCGAGCGCGCGCUGUGCAUUUAUCUGAAUUGCUCGGAAGAAACGAUGCUGCAGCGGCUGAACAAGCGGUCGCUCACUAGCAACCGGAUAGACGACAACUUGGAAACGAUCAAGCUGCGGUUCAAAGUAUUCGCAGACAACACGCUGCCGGUAGUGGAAAAGUUUCGUGCGAAAGGCCGGCUGAUUGAGAUCGACACGAACAAAGACAUCACAGAACAAUGGGACGCGAUGAAGCCGGAGCUCGACGCGUUGUUUGAAAAGUUGAAUCAGCGGCAGAGUAAGCGAAGGGGGUGCUUAUUUUGUUUUUAA
Molecule: messenger RNA, 633 nt
Organism: Dermatophagoides pteronyssinus (European house dust mite)
Lineage: Eukaryota; Metazoa; Arthropoda; Arachnida; Sarcoptiformes; Pyroglyphidae
Product: uridylate kinase-like
Source: RefSeq, a predicted model, not a curated record